This is a messenger RNA of Diaporthe amygdali, 1638 nucleotides long. RefSeq names its product MFS quinate transporter. The coding region runs from base 1 to 1638 and encodes 545 amino acids. Gene Ontology annotation, biological process: carbohydrate transport; transmembrane transport. Gene Ontology annotation, molecular function: carbohydrate:proton symporter activity. The record is from RefSeq and is a predicted model, not a curated record. Gene Ontology annotation, cellular component: membrane. NCBI's taxonomy places the organism in Eukaryota, Fungi, Ascomycota, Sordariomycetes, Diaporthales, Diaporthaceae. The transcript is spliced from 5 exons.
AUGUCAUCUGUGCACUCCGCGUCCGAGGCGCCUCGGAAGUCGACGAUAUGGGAGGAUAUCAAGGCGUAUCGAAGGACCUACUGGCUGACGGCCGUAGCAUCUUUUGGCGGCAUGCUCUUCGGCUGGGACACGGGGCUCAUUGGUGGCGUCUUGACGAUGGAUGCCUUUCAGCACUCCUUUAACCUUGACAGCAAGAGUUCCUCUUUUGCUAACUUGCAGGGCAACAUCGUGUCCGUUCUGCAAGGAGGCUGCUUCUUCGGUGCUGCCGCCUCGUUUUGGCUCAGUGACAAGAUUGGUCGAAAAUGGUCUCUCAUCAGCGCCGAUUUAAUCUUCAUCAUCGGCUCCGUCAUUCAAACCUGCUCCGGCCUCGGUACAACAGACCUCACGCAGCUCUAUAUUGGCCGGUUCAUAGGAGGCUUCGGCGUCGGCCUCAUCAGCGCGGUCGUCCCCACCUACAUCGGUGAAAAUGCCAACAGGGAGAUUCGUGGGAGGUGUAUUGGAUGCAUGCAACUUUUCAAUGUCACCGGGAUAAUGCUCAGUUACUUCGUCAACUACGGCAUCAGCAUCCACAUUACGAGCCCCACCGACUCAGCAAAGUGGCGCAUCCCAUUUGCUCUGCAGAUCCUCCCCGGGGCUCUCCUACUCUUGGUCAUAUUCGAGAACGAGUCGCCGCGCUGGCUCGUUGAGAAAUUCCGCAUCGAUGAGGCUAGAAAAGCCCUAUCCCGUGUGCGCGCUCGCCCGACUGACGACCCUACUAUUCGUGAGGAGCUGGAAGAGAUUAUUACAGACUUUGAGGGCAAGGAGAAGCUUUCUCUUACCCAGCAAUUGAGACUCGCUUUCUCCAGCAAACAGAUGCUAUAUCAAUCGUCUCUGGCUGUCAUUUUGAUGUUUUGGCAACAAUGGACUGGGACGAACUCGAUUAAUUAUUACAGCCCCCAGAUUUUCAAGAGUGUUGGAUUGACGAGUAGCUCUGCGGGUCUUUUCGCCACGGGCAUCUACGGUGUCGUCAAGGUUGUGUUUACUUCUCUCGGUUUGAUGUUUGGUGUUGAGCAAGCUGGAAGAAAGUGGUCCCUCAUCUGUGGCGCUGCUGGUCAAGCUUUUGCCAUGUUCUACAUUGGCAUAAACCAAGCCGUACACCCCACCGAUACGAGCCUAUCAGGCAACAACAUCUUCGCUAUUAUUUGCGUGUACCUAUUUGUUGUCUUCUUCUCAUUUGGCUGGGGCCCUAUACCCUACGUGCUCUCAUCUGAAUGUUCUCCAAAUCAUGUGCGCUCCCUAAUUAUGGCCGCGUCUCUGAUGACUCAAUGGCUCUUCAACUUCGUCAUCGCAAAGCUCACUCCAAUAAUGCUCGACAGCAUCACCUAUGGGACGUUCCUGCUGUUCGGCGCCUGUUGCAUCCUAGCACUCCUGUACGCCGUCUUCUUCGUCCCGGAGACCAAGGGCGUCCCACUCGAAAGCAUCAACCUCCUCUUCAAAGACAACAUUAUUGCCGGUGCCACUAAGGACACUAUCCCAAGGUUCAGCCGCGCGAGAAAAAUGCAAGCGCAUCAUUUGACAUCAGAAGAGCGGACCGGCGUCGAUGGUGGAAAGGUUCUGGAUGAUGAGGAGCGGGAUGGGCAGGCAGUGCAUGUAGCCUGA